Messenger RNA from Myotis brandtii (Brandt's bat), 1974 nucleotides. It is a transcript of the gene MTAP, whose product is annotated as methylthioadenosine phosphorylase. NCBI's taxonomy places the organism in Eukaryota, Metazoa, Chordata, Mammalia, Chiroptera, Vespertilionidae. The record is from RefSeq and is a predicted model, not a curated record. Gene Ontology annotation, cellular component: cytosol. Bases 1 to 1263 code for a protein of 420 amino acids. The transcript has 12 exons. Gene Ontology annotation, molecular function: S-methyl-5-thioadenosine phosphorylase activity. Gene Ontology annotation, biological process: nucleoside metabolic process.
AUGCAUGAACUCACUAACGUUGAUUAUUUAUUGGUCAUCAUCAUCAUCAUCAUCAUCAUCAUCUUGGCAGAAAUUGAUUAUUUAUUGGUCGUCGUCAUCAUCAUCAUCAUCAUCAUCAUCAUCAUCAUCUUGGCAGAAACCUUUUGGACAUUCAGCAUGGCCAUAGUGGCCUGCCGAACCCUGGGCUGCAGACCAGACGUGCCUAAACCCGCAGAAAAUGAGGAGAUCGCCCAGGGCUGCAGCGGGGAGCUGAGUGCUUCUGUUCGGAUUGCACAUGGAGACGGAGGGACAGAAAUGCUGAGUGAGCUGAACAACACCCAUCAAGUUUCCAAACUCAGUCCACGGGCCCCACUUUGCAAUGCUCGACUCCGACGUUCACCCACCUGUAGGACUUCACCACAAACUCUGCACCGAAACACCUCCCUGUGCUCUGUUCAGAGUCGGAUUGGAAUCAUUGGUGGAACAGGCCUGGAUGAUCCAGAAAUCUUAGAAGGAAGAACCGAGAAGUAUGUGGAUACUCCAUUUGGCAAGCCUUCUGAUGCCUUAAUUUUGGGGAAGAUAAAGAAUGUUGAUUGCGUCCUCCUUGCAAGGCAUGGGAGGCAGCAUACCAUCAUGCCUUCCAAAGUCAACUAUCAGGCGAACAUCUGGGCCCUGAAGGAGGAGGGCUGUACUCAUGUCAUAGUGACCACAGCUUGCGGUUCCUUGAGGGAGGAGAUACAGCCCGGCGAUAUCGUCAUUAUUGACCAGUUCAUCGACAGGACCACCAUGAGGCCUCAGACCUUCUAUGAUGGGAGUCACUCCUGUGCCAGAGGAGUGUGCCACAUCCCAAUGGCUGAGCCGUUCUGCCCCAAAACGAGAGAGGUCCUGACAGAGACUGCUAAGAAGCUAGGACUCCGGUACCACUCCAAAGGGACCAUGCUCACGAUUGAAGGACCACGCUUUAGUUCACGGGCAGAGAGCAUCAUGUUUCGCACCUGGGGGGCAGAUGUUAUCAACAUGACCACAGUUCCAGAGGUGGUUCUUGCUAAGGAGGCUGGACUUUGCUAUGCAAGUAUCGCCAUGGCAACAGAUUAUGAUUGCUGGAAGGAGCACGAGGAAGUGGUUUCGGUGGACAGGGUUUUAAAGACCCUGAAAGAAAAUGCCAACAAAGCCAAAAGUUUGCUCCUCACGACCAUACCUCAGAUAGGUUCCAUGGAAUGGUCAGAAACCCUCCAUAACCUGAAGAAUAUGGCCCAGUUCUCUGUUUUAUUACCAAGACAUUAAAAUAUAGCAUGACUUCCCAGAAGAUAAGACUUUCUAAUUCUAGUCAUUUGGGGAAUUCUUGCUUAAUCUGAAAAGCUUUCGUGCCCUUGCCCGCUAAGGAAGAACAUGUGCUAAGACCAUGCCCGUGUGAAAGAUGCCUUCCGAAAGACAUGGACUGCUCCAAAAAACAGGGAAACAACUGACCAGUAAACAUGUGAAAAUUCCUAACCUGUAGAAAAAAGACAAGAAGAUACCAUUCACCCUUCCCCCAUUAAAUUCAUAACAGUAACAGGUGGGAGGUGCAGUUUCUUAUGUUGCCAAGGAUAUGAAGACAAAGUGGGACUUGGACUAUUUAUCAGUGGCACUGUAAAUGUGUACAGUCUUUCUGGAGAGUGGUUUGGUAAAUGUACCAAAAGGCUUAAAAACACUUAACACCCUUUUUGCUGGUUACUCUGCUCCUUUUAUCUUUAAAAAUUCAUCUUUAAAAAAUUAGAAAUAUGGUAGUGAAUGAUAACUGCAAAGAAUUAUGUGUAAAGAAGGAUGUUUUAUAUAGUGCCAGUUUUAAUAGCAAAUAUUCAAAACAAUCUGAAUAUCCAAAAAUUAGAGAUAAAUUAUGGUUUAGCCCUAAUUAGGUUAUGAAGGGGCCAACUGAAGAUCAUGUUUUUAUGUAAUAUUUAAUGUCCUAAAGGAUUGGUUGCUGUAUAAUAUAAAAUGAAAAAAACAUGAGCAUUU